Messenger RNA from Trypanosoma cruzi, 294 nucleotides. RefSeq lists its product as uncharacterized. Gene Ontology annotation, biological process: fatty acid metabolic process. Lineage: Eukaryota; Euglenozoa; Kinetoplastea; Trypanosomatida; Trypanosomatidae. Gene Ontology annotation, molecular function: fatty-acyl-CoA binding. The record is from RefSeq and is a predicted model, not a curated record. The coding region runs from base 1 to 294 and encodes 97 amino acids. The transcript has a single exon.
AUGACCCAGGUUCAGUUUGAGGCUGCCGUGAAUUACGUGCGAUCGCUUCCGAAGGAUGGCCCCGUGCAGCUGUCCAACGCGGUGAAGUUGGAGUUCUACGCGCUGUUCAAGCAGGCAACGGAGGGACCUGUCACGGGCGCGCAGCCGUGGGCGGUGCAGUUUGAGGCCCGUGCGAAGUGGGAUGCACGCAACGCCAUUGUUGACAUGUCCAAGGAGGAGGCGAUGCAGAAGUACGUGACGCGGCUGGUGGAGGUGACGAAAGAGACCGGACACCCGUGGACACCGCCUCAGUAG